Messenger RNA from Diceros bicornis minor, 1035 nucleotides. RefSeq names its product olfactory receptor 52B4-like. Gene Ontology annotation, molecular function: olfactory receptor activity; G protein-coupled receptor activity. NCBI's taxonomy places the organism in Eukaryota, Metazoa, Chordata, Mammalia, Perissodactyla, Rhinocerotidae. The record is from RefSeq and is a predicted model, not a curated record. Gene Ontology annotation, cellular component: membrane. Bases 1 to 1035 code for a protein of 344 amino acids. Gene Ontology annotation, biological process: G protein-coupled receptor signaling pathway. The transcript has 2 exons.
AUGACUACCUUAAACCACACAGAUGUUAGCCACACAGUCUUCCACUUGCUGGGCAUCCCUGACCUGGAGGACCAGCACGGGUGGAUUUCCAUCCCCUUCUUCAUUUUCUAUAUCAUCGCCCUGCUUGGGAACAGCCUGAUCAUCUUCACUAUUCUCACAAAGCACAGCCUCCAUGAACCCAUGUACCUCUUCCUCUGCAUGCUGGCUGGAACAGACAUUGUCCUCUCUACAUGCACAGUACCUCAGGCCUUGGCCAUCUUCUGGUUCCGGGUGGGGAAAAUAUCCCCGAAUUGCUGUGUCACUCAGCUCUUCUUCAUCCAUUCCACCUUCAUCUCUGAGUCAGGGAUCUUGCUGAUGAUGACGUUUGACGGCUACAUUGCCGUAUGCUACCCACCGAGGUACACCACUAUUCUUACACAUGCACUGAUUGGGAAAAUUGGAGUGACUGUCUUCCUGAGAAGUUAUGGUACAGUUUUUCCCAUAAUAUUUCUUUUGAAAAGAUUGACUUUCUGCCAAAAUAAUGUUAUGCCACACACCUUUUGUGAACACAUUGGCUUGGCGAAAUAUGCUUGUAACGACAUUCAAGUGAACAUGAACAUCUGGUAUGGGUUUUCCAUCCUAAUGUUAACAGUGGUCUUAGAUGUUGUGCUAAUUUUUGUUUCUUACAUGCUGAUUCUCCGUGCUGUCUUCCACGUGCCUUCCCAAGAUGCUCGCGACAAGGCUCUCAACACAUGUGGCUCCCACAUCUGCAUCAUCAUCCUCUUUUAUGGGCCUGCAAUCUUUACAACACUUACUCAGAGAUUUGGACACCACAUUCCACUUCAUAUCCACAAUUUAUUGGCCAAUGUCUAUAUUCUUGUUCCACCUAUGCUGAAUCCCAUCAUUUAUGGGAUCAAGACCAAACAGAUUCUUGAAAAAUUUUUAUUUACAUUUGAUGUGCUCCUGGCCAGACUGUAUAUGUACAAAGUGUUAAGAAAAUAUACAUUAUAUAUACUAAAAUCCUUUGUGUUUUUCAACUACAUUGAAAAUAAUUAA